Messenger RNA from Caenorhabditis remanei, 1497 nucleotides. RefSeq lists its product as uncharacterized. The transcript has 10 exons. Gene Ontology annotation, molecular function: protein tyrosine phosphatase activity. Gene Ontology annotation, biological process: protein dephosphorylation. NCBI's taxonomy places the organism in Eukaryota, Metazoa, Nematoda, Chromadorea, Rhabditida, Rhabditidae. The coding region runs from base 1 to 1497 and encodes 498 amino acids. The record is from RefSeq and is a predicted model, not a curated record.
AUGGAUGUGAAAGCAGUCGAAAAGAAGCGUAAGAAACACAAAACGAGUGUUCAGAAACCACAUGGAAAAACGAGAGACCCCAGUAAAGUUCGUAAGCACAAAAGCCAUGGGACGCAAAACAAAAAGCACAAGAAGCGUGGAUCGAAAUCUCGCUCGAAAAGUAAGAAGAAGAGUGGAUUUUUGUGUUGCAAAAAGAAAAAGAAGAAGCGUUCGAGAAAAAGUAAAUCAAAAACUACACAUAAGCAACCUAGAAUGAAGCCGAUAGCACCGUUACCUCCGGUGCCCAAUGAGCAACUUGGAGAAGUCGUUUUAGUUGGGAACACUCCGAAAGUUCCAGUCACACCACAAAAGCAGGAAAAAGAGCCACUUACACCAGAAAAAGAAGGGGUGAAACCAACGACAGCUAAAUCAGCGGAAGAUGUGAAACCAUCAAAAGAAAAAAUUGGAAGUGAAAAAGAUGAAAAAGGAGAGAAAACUAAAGUAGAUUCAACAAAUGGGAGUAAAAAGGAUGAAAAGGAGAAAACCGAUCAAAAAUCUGAAAAUCAAGAGAAUGAGAAGAAGAAAACGAUAGAAGUGGAUAAGCUUCUGGAUGAAAUAGAGAAAAAUGAAAUUGAUAUGAGCGCACUGAAACCGUUGGGUGAGAAACUUCUGGAUCCGAAAUCGACUUUAGCAGUUAGUGAUUGGAACCAAGUUUCUGGUUACAUUCCUAACCAUGUUUCGAAAAGAAACUUCCUUGCAAACAUGUCGAAAAACCGAUUUGCCGACAUCAUUUGUAUGGAUCAUUCACGUGUGAAAAUGUCAGAUUCCUCGUAUAUUCAUGCUAAUUGGGUCAAACUGAAUGACCGGAAAAAGGCGAUUCUGACUCAAUUUCCUCUACCAAAUACUGCUGCUGACUUCUGGCAAAUGUUAUUGGAACAGAAGGUUCAGUGUGUUCUUCUUAUCAUGACAGAUCAAGAAUACAAGAGUUUUGACGGGGAUUCUGUAUUUCCGAAGAAUCAAGACUUCUUAAGUUUCGAAGAACGAUCGAUUCGAGUUGGAGAAUUCAAGCAAGUUGAGAUGGCGAAAGGAUGGAAUUUGAAGGUUAUCAGUGUCACGAAUGGAACUUCCAAGACAUUCAUUCACGUCCAUCACUACAAAAACUGGCUUCACGAUUCGAUUCCAUCUGAAUCAAAACACAUUUGGCAGUUGCAGUAUCAUCUUGAAAAGUACCCUGGACCGCCCGUCUUCAUGAGUCUCUCGGGGUGUGGAAGAGCUGGAACUUAUGCUCUUUUUGAAAGUGCCAACUUUUCUCUGCUAAAGAGACAAGCUGUUAAUGUGCCGAAAUCUCUUAAAAAUUUGAGAAAUGGACGACUUCACUCUGUUCAAAACGUCAAUCAAUUCUCAUUUGCCUGCAUGAUGGUUGGUGAACAGAUUGCCGCUGAUGGUUGCUGCAAUCGAAUUGGCAAAGAUCAAGAGAACAGUAUAACCACCAUUUUGAGACAACUCACAAUUCAAUAG